Molecule: messenger RNA, 551 nt
Organism: Priapulus caudatus
Lineage: Eukaryota; Metazoa; Priapulida; Priapulimorpha; Priapulimorphida; Priapulidae
Product: kinesin-like protein KIF11
Exons: 3
Biological process (GO): microtubule-based movement; mitotic spindle assembly
Cellular component (GO): nucleus; spindle microtubule
Molecular function (GO): ATP binding; microtubule binding; plus-end-directed microtubule motor activity
Source: RefSeq, a predicted model, not a curated record
AAGGUGACUAUAGUUAAGGUUAGGGAAUACACAUGCGUAGGCAUGUUUGUGUGCAUGUCACGUGUACAUGCAAGAGUGGAUAAAUGUGAUAACACAGGUACAUGCGAUGGAGACCUAUACGAUGGAGGGUGAAAGAACGGCAGAGCAACACAUAUCUUGGGACAAGGACUCACUAGCUGGGAUUAUCCCGCGAUCUGUGCAUCAAAUAUUCGAUACUCUCACCAAUCAGCCUGCAGAAUUCGCAGUGAAAGUCAGCUAUCUGGAGCUGUAUAAUGAAGAACUGAUUGAUCUGUUGAGCUCCAGUGGCAGUGACAAACGAAUGAGAUUAUUUGAUGACUCUGCCAACAAGGGCUCCGUGGUGAUCCAAGGUCUCGAAGAGAUCACACUCGUGAGCAAGGAUGAAGUUUACAACAUCAUGAAACGAGGCGCAUUGAAGAGAAAAACAGCAGCAACGCUCGCACCGCCUCGUGACAUGCGACCUCUACCGGCGUAUAACUGCCAACCUGCAUCUACACAAAAACUCUUCAUAAACAACAUAUUACAGCAAUCUG